Aphanomyces astaci is the source of this 654-nucleotide messenger RNA. RefSeq lists its product as hypothetical. The transcript is spliced from 2 exons. The coding region runs from base 1 to 654 and encodes 217 amino acids. NCBI's taxonomy places the organism in Eukaryota, Oomycota, Saprolegniomycetes, Saprolegniales, Verrucalvaceae. The record is from RefSeq and is a predicted model, not a curated record.
AUGAAAUCGGUGCGCUUUGCCAUCGACUCUGACGAUACCACUCCCUCGGCACCGGCCCCAUCGACGGCGUCUACUUCGACCAUGGCGCGCCAACGCCAGAACAAGCCAUCUUGCGGUCCCGUGCGCAGUUGGUCUCUUCCACCGCUUUGCUCGUCGGGGGACGAAAGUUCCAUGCCACGUUCAGGCAACGACAACAGCAGUCGGCCGCUGGUCGCUCCAAAACACGCCCCUCGAACGACUAGCGGCGGGUCACCCGGGAUGAAGGGGUCGCCAGGCGGUGUUGAGCGAGAUAUUGAAAAGACGACGUCGGACGAAGCGACACGACUCAAGACGUACGCGGAGCGCCAGGAAAUCCUCAAGGCCUGCGCGGAAGAGAGGAAGUGGCAGGUGGAAGCUAAGCUGAAGGCUUUGCAUGCCCCAAAGACCCAAGCGUACAAGGACCAAAUGGCUCGGCGGCAAGCAGAGGAGACGAUAUGGUUAGCAAAUGAAUGGGCCAAGGCGGAGACGGAAGAGGCGGUCGAGCUAGAGCUGGCCAAAGCUCUCUGGGCCAAGGUGGAAACCUACCUCAUGAAACUGGAGGAACGACGGCGGCUCAUGGAGGCGGAGUUGGCGGCGAUGCGUGCCGACAAGAAGCGGGGCAUGGCACUUGAAUGA